CGUCAAGGUAGGACAAGGAGCACUCGGGUAACGUUUUAUCGCUCAAUGGACCGCAUUCCGUCAUGUCAAUGCAAUUUGGGCCACUCCCUGUUAAGAGGUUGUGUUUUUUUUAUAUGGUAUAGAUACAUUUUACUCAUUCUCGUUCAUAUCAACCGUUACGUAUUAUAACGAGUGCGUGCAAUUAGGACAAUGCGCGCUCUUCCUGGUAGGAUACCGGCUCUUGCUGCUGAAAUACCGGAUGUCUCCCUGAUCUGAUGUCGCGAUGUUUCUUUCUCCAAGCCUCGAAACAGGUCGUCACUGGUUGCCACAGUCAUUAGCCCAGCCCAUUUCUACAUUUUAUCUUCUGAUGAACUUAACCUUAACCACCAUGCUAACCUUAAUAUAAAGUUAAGUCCAAAAAGCUAAUUUUUGUUUUCAUGAAUUAUUUUUUACGAUAUAGCUAUUUUGACUUUGUGGCUGUGCAAUCUAGUGGAAACCUGUAAAACGUCUUAUCCACCAAUUGGUCGCUACCCAGGAAGUGGAUUGAAGAACCCACCUGAUCGAUUUGAACCAGUAGUAGUACAGUAUAAUUGUAGGUGCGCAGGACUGAAAGUGGCUGCUAGAUUUAAGCAGUUUGUUGUCUGCGGGAUGUCCCGGAAUUAAACCGGUCGGCUUGGAAUUUGAUUUAGUCUAUGGAGGUGCGGAACAGGAAAACGCUGCCCUUUUAUAAUCUCUUAAACGGGAGGGGAUUUACUGUCGACUGUCGACUAAUCCGUUGAAGAGACUGCAUGACUAUCGUUUCGUGACAUCGUUUUAUUGUGAUGUUUUGGUCAACAGUUUGUGAUACAUUGUUGCAGCGCUGAAGUUAGACUCCCCGGCGCGGUCACAGGUAAACUGGCGCCAACGGUUCAAGUAGAAUAACUGACCAUAUUCAUCUCCGAACUAUUCACCAUGUUUCUGCAACUGUACAGAGACCGUCGGUUUGUCAUUGUACAGUCAGCCUGAAUGCUAUCAGAUAGCCGAGGGGAGAUGCGGGUUGAUGUGGAGUACAGCCCGGUCGGCGAGGGGCUGGGGAUGAGCGAGUUCUGGCUCCAUGUGUGGAUGCGGAGGGUCGCGGUGAUCGCUGCCCAUGUUAUUGCCUUUGGUCUCACUGUGCUGAUUUCACUACUGUCUCGCCCUGGAACAAGUCUCUUUUCCUGGCAUCCUGUUUGUAUGUCUAGUGCAUACCUCCUGUGCCUGACCGAGGGGAUCCUCCUCUUCUCUCCCGAGGGGACUCCAUUCUGCUUCAAGGCUCGGAAGGGUAAGGUCCGUCUGCACUGGUUCAUCCAAGCCCUGGCCCUAUUGGCUGCAGCCACUGGCAUGGGCUUCAUGGUGGCCAGCAAGAAUGUGUCAGAGCGCCCCCACCUGGCCACCUGGCACAGCCUGUUGGGGGUUGGCACCCUCGCUGCCAAUGUCCUCCAGGCCGCCUGCGGCAUCUGCCUCCUCUUCCCCAAGCUGCUCAAGCUGUCCCCGCCACGGCUCAAGCUUUACCACGCCACCUGUGGCCUGGUGGUGUACCUGCUGGCGAUUGUGACCGUGGUGUCGGCCAUGUUUUCGGACUGGUUCCAGGCUGCGGUGAAGGGGGUGAUGUGGUACGCCUUCCCGCUGCUGCCCAUGUUCCCAGCCCUGGUGGUCAUGAACCAGAUCACUAAUGCCUACCUGCUACGCAAGAAGAUCACCACCUGAGAUUAGGAUGUGGCUCGCACAUACAGUAGAGUACAGUAGAUAUGGUAGCCAACAGACAUACAUACUUGGUAUCUUAAAAGAUAGACAUACAGGUAACUGCAAAAAUGAAGGUAACACCAACAUAAAGUGUCUUAAUGGGGCGUUGGACCACCAAGAGCCAGAACAACUUCACUGUUUUGUACGAUUACAUUACAUUUUUCAAACAAUAUAGACAUAUACAGACAAAAUAAAAACGAUAGACGCACACAAACAUCAAUGACAUCACAUCUGUCCAGACCCACAUGUUCCCACCGCAUCUAUCUCCAGUGACAUAGAACGUGUGAACAUGUAGGCUGAGCAAACGUUUAACAGAGAACACACCAAAGACAUAAAGCAAGUACUUCUUUGUGCCUUUUUAGGGCUUAUAAACUCUAACUCAUCUCCUAAUGUACCAAAAGACUGGAUUAUGUCAUUGUAAAUACAUUGGCGAAAGACUGACACUUAAAGCUGCAAUAUGUAACUGUUUGGGCGACCUGACAAAAUACACAAAGAAAUGUGAGUUAAAGACCUAUAAUUUUAUUUGAAAGCCAGUCUAAGAAGCAGUAGAUCUGUUCAAUGUGCUCUUUCUAUGCUUCACGUUUUUUAAGUUUCGGUUUUGUGUCUUUUACUUUUGGUUUUGUACACCGGCUUCAAACAGCUGGAAAUACAAUAUUUUUGGUUAUGGAAAAUAUAUUUCACAGUGGUUUAGAUGGUACAGUUAUUCUCUACACUAUACUUGCUUGUUUUGUCACUUAAACUGAAAUGAUGUGAACUAUUAGAAUUUCUGCAUAGUGCAUCUUUAAAUACUGUGGUCAGUUUAUAAUACCUUGUGAAUGAAAGUAUAGUGGCUGGUGGGGCUCUACUUGGGGAGAGUGGGUCCACCGAAAGACCGAAGUGAUGAGAGGCACCACACAUACUCCAGGGAAGUGUCUGAUGCCCUCCCAGAUAACUGUCCCAAUCCCUCAGCUAGAGCCCAUCUCCACUCUCACCAAUAAGCACCAUUGGAUCUUAGCUAUAAUGGCAAACUUCCUCUCCUAAUUUGGCAUUGUCAUGCUCAUCAAACCAUUCAAUGACCACUCAUGCCUUGUGGAUGGGGGAAUUGUCAUUCUAUGGGGGCAUAGCCAUGGUCGCCAAAAUAAUGGCCUGCACUGCAUUUUUAUACAUGACCCUAAGCAUGAUGUGAUUUUAAUUGCUUAAUUAACUCAGAAACCACACCUGUUUGGAAGCACCUGCUUUCAAUAUACUUUGUGUCCCUCAUUACUCAAGUGUUUCCUCUUUUAUUUUGGCAGUUACCUGUACAUACUUGGUAUCUUAAAAGAUAGACACAGACAAUGGUGUAGUGGAGGGUAUAGGCCGUUUACCCACGUGUUUUUCAGUGGGCAUUGCGUAUACUCCUUAAUCCCCACAUUGCGUAUAGUAGUGUAGUGAAGGUAUACGCCUAUCAAUGAAUAAGGCUGAUGGAUCAGAUCAGAAUGUUGAGCUUAAAAAAACCAUCUGAAACCUGUGAAUGACAGACUCAUGUAUGUUUUAGCAGUAGGCCUACUAUUAGCCUACUGGCACAGCACAGAGUGUGAAAGACUAAUAUGAGAUUUAUCAUUUUAAGUCAUUCAGAGUGUAUGUCACUGUUUCUCAUAGAAUUUGUAUAUAAUAUUCCAUUUAGCAGACACUUUUAUCCAAAGCGACUUACAGUCGUGUGCAUACAUUUUAUGUAUGGUUUGCCCCGGGAAUCAAACCCACAACCCUGGCUGUGCGAGUGCCAUGCUCUACCAAUGUUUCACACAGGAUGCCUUUCCUUCACCGGGCGGGCCAUUAGGGAAAUGUUUGGUCAAAUUACAUUAUACUACCAUUCCCGGCACCACCACCACUGGACACAGAUAUACAUACUAGGUAUCUUGAAAGAUUAUCAUCUGGCACUCAGUCUUACACAAGUACAAACAUAUACAAACGACUAACUAGAGAUGUUAGUUGUGCUCACACACACCUAUAAACACCGUAGUAUCCUGAUAACCUUGUCUGGGACCUGCCCUGAGAGGCUUAUGAAAGCGGACCACUACUGGGACUGAGCAGAUGUAACUGAAGUCGUCUCCUUUGCUUCAUCUGUUUCUCUAGAUGCUACUUUCCACAUUUUAUCCAGCGAACAAUAACUCUGAGACACUACUGUAUCUGGAGGGUUUAAGGGAAUACAGUACCUACUUUACUACCGUGUAACAACCUGAAUGUGUGGUUGUGAGCAGAGCAGCUAUGUGGAUGUGUAUUUUACCAACCCAUUUUUAUCAGGGGUCGGCAACUCGAUUGAGCCGCGGAAUGUUUUUUGUCAGAGCAAAUUGUCGGGGGGCCGGAACAUAAUUAUGUAAAUUUGCAAAUAACACUGCAAAUUGACCACAACUAAGUCCAAAAAUAGAUUUUAUUUGAAAAUAACAAUAAUUUCAUACAUCGAUUACAUUAAGACACAAUCACAUAUCUUUUUAUUACAUUUGUGAGAAUACAUGCGAAAAGAUUUCCUAAAUGAAACACAUUUUUAUCUGAAUUCCUGGUGAUAUUAGUAUUGUUGUACCUAAAAGUAAAAUCACGGGACGGUUUUGGCUCGCGUGUUGCCGACCCUGCUUUAUAUGUUCUAUUCAUGAUUUGUCUGUGUGUGUCAUCAGUCAACCUAUGUUACUGAACAUUAGCCUCAAUGACACGUUUCAAAAGUGGCAUGUCUGUUUUUAUUUUAACCCACGUAUGUUUAACCCAUGCUGGUUGUCUUGUCUGGGUCAAUGGGAGAACUGUUUGUGUCUUGUGGAAGGUAUUUGUUUUUUCUGAGUGAGGAUGUGUCUUGGUCUAUUUUUAAACUUUGUUUGAAAGCCCUGGCGCACAAAGGCCUAUUUGAUGUGCCAGCACAACGCCUGAACUUCUCCCAGUCUUGUUCAGUAGAUAGAAACAUGUAACAAAUGGUCAAAAUACAAUGAUCAAUUUACCUCUAUCUAUUUAAAGAAAUAGUGACCAAAUACCAGCAUGUUGUUGGUCCAUUUGGACCAUUUCUAUACCUGAUAAAGUGUAAAUAAGUAAAACUACACACGAAAAGGGAAAAAUAUAUUAUGAGACCAUAAUCAAAUAUUUUUUGAAGGAGGUGCCUGUUUUUUAUUCCUCAGGUCUUCCCUGCAGUGGCAGGAGUAAAGGAGAUGGUUGUUAAUGUUGUAUUCAGUGCCCACCGAGACCCCUGUGUAUAUUCCCUGCUAUUCUAUAUAAUGUAAGUCCCGCAAACUCAACUCUGGACCUCGAAGCCACUUCCACUGAGUAUUUUAAAAUGGUUCCCCUAUAAUUAGGGACUGAUUUAGACAUGAGAAAUGAGGUGGGUGCAAUUAAUUAUCAGGUAGAACAGAAAACCAGCAGGCUCUAGACCUCAUAGGGUAAGAGUUGAAUACCCCUGAUGUAGGUCAAAGUUUGCAAGUUACUUGGUGUAUGGCUAAUAAAACGGCAUUUGGUACCCAUGUUGUGAAACCCAAAUCUCUUCUCUGCUUGACUUGCCUGCAAAACCAAUGCAACUCACUCUUUUAAAUUCUGCUUCUGACCUCAUUUUAACUAACACAAGGCUUGUUGCGUUUACUGAUUACGAGUGGCUGAAUGUAGUUUCUAAGGUGGUCUUUCAGUGUGAUUAUAUGGUAUGAGUCAUGAGUCUGUCAUGUUUGAGUUGUGGGGACCAGGCCAGUCAAACCAAUGUAUGUAUACUUGCAGAAUAUAUUUAUUUUCCAAAUGCAACAA
Molecule: messenger RNA, 5463 nt
Organism: Salmo salar (Atlantic salmon)
Lineage: Eukaryota; Metazoa; Chordata; Actinopteri; Salmoniformes; Salmonidae
Product: putative transmembrane reductase CYB561D1
Molecular function (GO): transmembrane monodehydroascorbate reductase activity
Source: RefSeq, a predicted model, not a curated record